AUGUUCAUCAACAUUAUCCUCGCCGGAAUUCUCGUGUCGCCAGUCUUAUCUAUACCCAUCAUCUCCGCUGCGACAAAUAAAGUUAUCACCUGGACGAAUUGCGAUGCGUUGGCGCCCAACCUACAAUGCGCAAAUAUGACUUUGCCGAUUGAUUGGGAUGCCCCGGGCGGAGGUGGCACAUUCUCCCUAGCUAUGGUCAGACUUCUUAGAUCUUCCAAAGGAAGCAGCAGCGAAAGACUGGGAUCGCUUUUCGUGAACCCGGGUGGUCCUGGCGGCAGUGCGAUUGAAUUGGUCUCUGCCAUCACGAAAGGUUUAUUCCCUGUGUCACCCAAUAUCCUCGAAAGAUUUGACAUAAUUGGUGUGGAUCCGCGAGGUGUUGGCAUGAGUACGCAGGUUGUGUGUGAUCCAGAAAUUUGGAACGAACGGGUCUCCAAAUUCCCAAAGACCAAGCAGGACUACGACCGUUUAGUAUCCAAGAACACAAGAUUGGGUGAGAGCUGUCUAAAAUUGACUGGACCACUCUUCAAUCAUGUCGAUACCAUUUCUUCAGCGAAGGAUCACGAAGCUGUACGGGCAGCACUUGGAGAGGAAAUGAACUGGUUGGGCUUGUCAUAUGGUUCGCAGCUAGGUGCCCAAUACGCUCAGUUAUUUCCUGAGAAUAUCCGAGUCAUGGUCCUCGAUGGUAUCGUACAACACAGUCAAUCCCGAACCUCCAAUAUCCUCAUCGAAAGCACUACAUAUGCUGCUACGCUCGAGCAGUUCUUUCUGUGGGCGGAGAAAGACAAAACAAGUCCUUUGAAGGGUCGCAAUGUCAAGCAGAUGUGGUAUCGCCUACUCAGCGACGCAAUGCAGACACCUAUACCAGUUCCGUCUUGCGAGAAGCCGGAUUUGUGCUUCCCUGAUGUGACAGAAGACGAGAUUAGGCUGAGUGCACAAGAAUUUCUCAUACCAUCUACAACUUCCUCAAAAAUUGACUUCGCCAAUGCACUGCUCAACGCCAGCGAGGGGGAUGCGGGACAAUUCGCCCCUACUUUCGCGAAGGAUGGUGACAGAAGUUCAUAUGCAGAGCUUGCGAUUGGCUGCCAGGACUGGUUUACUGGGCCUAUCUCCUUUGAAGAACUGCAAGCUACAAUGAGAAUGAGUGAAGUCUUCGCACCUCUCACAAAGGGAGCUUCGGAGUCAUGGACGCUACAAGCUUCUUGCCUAGGAUGGCCAUCACCGCGGAGCAAUCCACCAGCCAAGCUCGACGUCAAGACAAGAAAUCCUAUCCUCUUAGUAAAUUCCUUGCGUGAUCCUAGUACCAGCUAUACUUGGGCUGUGGGCAUGCUGGACGAAAUCAAGAACAGUAUUUUGCUGACACGCAAUGGUGAUGGACACACUAGUUGGGGAUCACAAGGAGCCACAAUGGACGCGAUGAAUCAUUUCCUCAUCACAAAAGAUUUGCCCGCACCAGGCAAAGUCUUGGAUACUUGA
Molecule: messenger RNA, 1473 nt
Organism: Plenodomus lingam JN3
Lineage: Eukaryota; Fungi; Ascomycota; Dothideomycetes; Pleosporales; Leptosphaeriaceae
Source: RefSeq, a predicted model, not a curated record